AAUCAGCUGCAGUCAAAAUAUCGAUUCCAUGUGGGAAAGUACCCUAUCAAAAUCAGGUGACCAGAUCAUCCCUUCCAUUGCUGCAGUGUACAAGUGCUCCCUGGAUUUCUGAUGAGUUCUGAGUAAUGAAACAGGUUGGACUACAACUAUGACACAGGUGGAGUAUGCCUCAUUCUAAAGCCAACCAGACAUGCCUAAGAGGGCAUAAUUAGUGUGCACUGCCUGGGUUGAAAAAAAGAAAAAACCCUUCCUUGCAUACUUGUAUUGCACCUUCAAGUUCAUAGAAACAUAGGAAACUGCCAUUAGAAAGCUAUCAGAGGAAAUGAGAUUAUUGGUUCAUGUAUUGUCAACACUGACUGGAAAUGGCUAUCCAGCUUUUCAGGCAUUCUUUCCCACACCUAAGAUACUGAACCCAAAACUUUCUGUAUGCAAAGCAAGCACUCUGUAACCGAGCUAUAUAGCCACUUCCCAGCAGAGUUUUCCCAAGUUUGUUGCAGUAUGUGUUUGUGUGAUCUUCACUAUUAAAUCCUGUGUUGCAGCUAUGUGAAUUUUAUGAAGGACAGAUUUAUUGACUUCACUGAUUUUUAUAACAGUAUCUAAUGAAUCCAGCCAAUGCAUUUUUUGGUCCAACUGUAUAGGAUCUGCUUCAACUUUCCUGGCUUAAUUAUAUGGAUAGGACAUUACAACUUGUUCUCUUGAUUCAUGCCAUCAUUUCUUACUGAAAAGAGUUGGGAGGGGCUGGUUAGGUGUAUCAAGGGAAUGGUGUCUGCAGACUUGAAGGAGUAGGUGGUGGUACAUUCACUCUUGAAAAAGGUCUCCCUUGAUCCAGGGAUUUAUGGCUUCUACUACUACCUACUCAUAAUGGGUUAGGAUCCCAGACCUGCAGACAAUCAAAUAUGGGAUCAGAAAUAAUGCUAUUGCAAACAAUAUAAUGAGAAAGUCAAACAGUUACACACUUUAGAAUACACACAGAUGACUCACUGCCUGAGGCAAAAGUACCAUUCUCAACCAGAUAUUAGAGCAAAUAUCUAUAGCCUUACUAAAGACCCAUGAUAGCAAAGCUCAGAGUGUAAGAAAUGAGCAGGAUGAUUCCAGAAGCCAACCAUUUCAGGUAGUCAAAGGUCAAACUGAAAGAAAUGACAUCAAAAUAGCAAUACAACUCAACAUAAAGUAAUCCAGACAAAAAGUCCAACUUCAAAUAAAAGCUGAAGGGACCUGAGCUACUGGCUGACUGAGCAAGAAAGAGACCUUGCACUCGUUCAAACAUUUCAAUAAAAAUAAAGACUCAGUGCAUGGCUUCUGGGAAAAAGGCAAACUCCAUGUUAGGCAUAAUUAGUAAAGGAAAAUAAAACUGUCCAUAUUCAUACUGCCCUUAUACAUAUGUGUGACCACACUUAGAAAAAUGUGUAUAGUUCUAGUCACCAUACCUAUGGUAGGAUACUGUCGAGCUGGAAAAAGUUUAAAGACAGGAAACUAAAAUGAUCAAGCAGUUGAAACAACUCCCCAUGAGGAAAAGUUACAACAGAUGAUUUAACUUAGAAAAAAGACAAGAGAAAUGAUAGAGGUGUACAGAAUGAUUGUGGACCAGGAAACAUCUUUACCCUUUCCUAUAAAACUAGAAGCUGAAAUCAUUCCAUGAAGCUGAUUGGUGGAAGAUUCAGGUCAGAUAAAACAAUGUGUUUCUUCAUACAAUGGAUAAAGUAUGAAAUUAAUUUACAUGGGAAAUGGACAAAUUUAUGAAGGAAAAGGCUAUCAAGGGCUACCUGUCCCGAUGGCCACACACUACCCCCAGUACCAGAGGCAAUAUGCUUAUGUGCACCAGUUGCUGGGGGAAAUGGGCAGAAGAGUGCUGAUGCACUUAUAUCUUGUUUGUGCACAGCUGGCGGGCUAUUUUUUAUGUUCUUACCAAGGUUCAAGGGAAAGAUCUGAACUAAUACACAUACUCAACACAGAGGUCAGUACCAACUGUACGCACAACUCUGGGACAUCUGGGUCAUGUAAGUCCAAGCUUAACUAGUUUAAGAGAUCAGACUGCAUUCAACAGCUACAUGCAGAGAACUUGAGGUCCUAAGCUCCCAACUUUCUUUUCUCUACUCUGCAUGGGUCCAGGCACAAAAAAUCCAAGAUUAAGGACUGACGCUAGCCUUGAUGGGUCUGGGGAUCCACUUCACAAAAAGCAUAUGAUCUGAAGUUCGUAAGACUACACAGUGUAUUUGAAGUAUCAUAACCCUUACUGUAGUUCAUAAUAAUAAAGUCCAGGAGAUUAACAUCCCACUUGUCACAGACCUUGUGAACAGUACUCCCAUCAAUAUAACAGGCGGUGGAUCCAAAUAAAAAGAUGAAAAAUUAGAUAUUCCUAGUGACAUUUCCAGGGUUAAACAGUUGACUUUUAAGCAAGAAGUAGCCACAACAGCCUUCACCAAACCACCAACAGACAGGAGUUUCAGCCUAUCAUGGGGCCUCUUUUCUAGCCUAGAAGUUUCCCUUGAGCUUGAAUAACACUUCUUCAAGCUAGUCUCUCCUUCUGCUGGUCUCCCAUGGAAACUGCCAGUUCUCAUGUUUGUGAAGGCAAAAACUGCAGCUGGGCAGAGGAGUGAGCUAACUUCUACUUAUUUUCACCUGAGAAAGCUGACAGAGCCUCUCAUAUUCCUUGCAGUUUUCAAGGCCAUGACACCCAGUUCUGUUUCUCUGUGACAGGGUUUCUCUACACUGGACAAUCUGUUCUAGAGUUUGCCAUCCCUCAAAGGGGAUGGGUAAGUAGUUUGGGGGGUAUGCCUGGGUUCAUCAUGGUCAUUAGAAACCCAUGUGCCUUCUCUGGCAAGGAGUGCCUAAUAUGAGCUUUAAUUGGCGUCUUAACUAGAUACCAGUGUGGUACAGCAAUUAAGAGUAGCAGCAAUUAAGGGCUGGGACUCAGGCAACUUGGGUUCUAGUCUUCACUCAGUCAUGGAACUCACUGGGUAACUGGGCCAGUCACACACUCUCAGCCCAGCCUUGCUCACUGUGAUGUUUUUGUGAGGAUAAGAAUGAAAAUAGGAGGGGAAUUAUGUAAGCUGCCUUGAGUUCCUUGAAAGGAAAAAGGCAGGAUAUAAAUAUAAUGAAUAAACAAACUACACCUUUGCUUGGACAGGAAAAGCUUCACCAUUUUAGUCCAUCUACUGGUAAUUUUUCAUUUAGAUUACUGUAAUUUGCUUUAUACGUUCUUGCUUACAAGGGGUAAGCAGGUCCAUGAAGGACAGGACAUUUCGAAGGGCAUUGAUUCAUAUGGUUGCCAUAAGACAGAGAUGACUUGAUAGCCCCUAACAGCCACCACCACACCACCACCACCUUUGUGCUUGACCCAGAAGCUGCAAAAACUGCAGAAUGCAGCUGCAAAUGCUGCAUACAAUGCCUGGUUGAGCACAUAUAUAUCUAGUGUUGAGCUACUGCACUAGCUACCUACUCAUUGUGAAGAGAAGUCUUGCUUUGUCGUAUAAAGCCCCGAAUAACCCGAAACCAGUUACCUGGCAGAUCACAUUCUUCAAUACAGUGUUGUGCAAUCAGUAAGACCAUCAGAGAGGAGUCCUAGAGGGUUAUACUGUGACCUACAGGUUCCUAUCUGGCAGAAACUCAGAAGCUGGUCUUCUCCAUGUUCAUGCCCACCUUAUGGAAUGCUAAAUGUGGCUUGUCACCUGCUAAGAACACAAAUUUUGCCAAAGCCUUCCCUGAAUGAGUAUGCCAUUCACUUAUUCUGCUUAUGAAUUAUUGUGCUUUGAGCUCGGCUUCCAUAUAUAUUAAACAUUAAAACUGAUUAGUAUUUACAUUUGUUAUAAUGCAUUUUAAUUUCUUUCUAUAAACUGCUUAGAGAUACCUCUUGAUAUGGUAAACAGUACAUAAAUUGCUUAAAUAAAGUUGCAACGUAGUCACAGAUACACACUGUGUCUCAAGCUAAUCAAGACUAUUUUGAAAUUAAACAUCGCCUGAAAUCAGUUAGUUGAAAUUAAAAUAAAAUCAAUAAAAUUAUGGACUUCAAGAGUUUUGCCCCCAAAUACUGAAUUCUUCAUUUUUAAAUUUUUUUGCAGCUAAUGCGAUGACUGUUCUCAGACAGAAACAUACACGCAGACCUAAAGCUAAGCCUAUUUGAAAAGAAGAGGAGAUUAUUAACUCCGUGGGAGAAACAAAAACUUGCUUGUUAGAGGGCACAAACAUGACAAGAGUUCUGCUUGAUAGCUCAGAUGCUGAGGUAACAUCAAAUGAAAGCAGUGGAUGGAAACACAUGAACUGUAGCUUCAGGCUGAAGUAAUAUCAGGUGCAUCUCUACACCCUCCGGGCUUAACUCCUCCACUUUUAAGUCCCUCCCAUUGAAACAGCCUCCUUCAGUUUCACUUAAUCAAGCAGGGAACAGGUAUUUCUCUCUCAACACUGACAGCAACAGUCUAACAACUCUGAACCAACUUGGACCUCAGUCUCCAAACUCACAGCAUGCCCUUCUAAAUGCUCCACCCCAGUGAAGACUCGUCAGCCAGAUCAAUAUCUCCAAAAAGAAUGCUGCAACAGCUGAGUGUUUUCCCUUUGUGAGCACCAUUUUCUCCUGGCACUUUGCAGAACUGGCAUCUAAUAAGAUCUCUUGAAAAACUCCUCCUUGCAUUAGAAGAAAAUCUAGUAAAUGUUCUAUAUCUAUAAAUCAAAAAAAGCUUCAUUUAACAAAAUAAUAUAAGAGAAAUUCUAUUCAGCAACUCAGGAAGAUGAGCCUCCUCAAAGAGCGUAAACCAAAAAAACCUCAUUAUAUUCCAAGACCUCCAGGAAAACCAUUUAAAUACAAGUGUUUUCAAUGCCCUUUCACCUGCAAUGAGAAAUCACACCUUUUUAACCAUAUGAAAUAUGGGCUCUGUAAAAAUUCAAUUACUUUAGUAUCUGAGCAGGAUCGUGUUAUCAAGUGUUCAAAGUCAAAUUCUCUGGAACCUAAGCAGAUCAACCAGACAGAAUCUAUAGCCAAACCAACUUCCUCUAAAGUUCUCCCAAAUCUUGACUCUAAAGCUCAAUAUGCUUUUGCCAAAGAUGAUGCAAAGGAAAACAUGGAAGUUCAAGCAACAAGUAAAUCAGUAAAUGGACAAAAGACAUCAAUUCAGAAGGAAAUGACUCUUAACAGUAAUGAAGAUGAAUGUUCAGCCAACAUGCAGCCUGCUCUUGAAGGCAUUGUAAGACCUUCAGCUUUUGUUCCAGUAGGAGAGCAUCGACACAGUAAAGACAGUAAUGAUAUAUCUCAGUUAACAUCUCUUUCUAAUUCAAGCAAAGGCUCUUCUUUUCAUACCAAGUCAGCAUUUCAUGCUCCGACCAACCCAUGGAAAACAGGUUCUACCCUUAUUGCACCAGAUUUCUCUCAUAAAAUUCCACCUGUGAAAGGUUUAGCUCCCAUUCCAUCUUACAUGCAACCAAUGAUUCCAGAGUAUUCACCUUCUUUGUAUGAGCAUGGAUUGGCUAUCUAUGCACCCUACUUCCUGCCAGCUUCUCAUGACUGUGAAAGCUCAGUGCUCUCUGUCUACAGCUCUCAAGACCAAAGACAUUUUCUUCCACACCCCAGUCCACUUCCUAAACCAAUCAAUCCAGCAACUUAUGAACACUAUCGUUUAUUCCAGCAAUAUCAUCCUAAUCCACCAGUACCAUAUGGAUUUUGUAGACCAACAGAAUCAGCAUUUUACAGGCUACCACACAUCUCAAGUAUUAACAGGGACCCAAGUUCUCAUUUAAUAGAGGAAACAACUCUGCUGUAUCCAGCUUCUUCAAGUCCUGCCAGGUUACAUUCACUGAACUCUCAAAAAACCCCAGCUGAUUAUGAAAAAGAAAUUUCUAUGUUGCAUGCCAAAAGUCAUUCUAAAGAGAACCAAAAUGAAAGAGAAAAUGCCAAGAUGAGCCCUCGUGCUGGAAGUGCAGCAACAGGGUCGCCAGGCAGACCCAGCCCAACAAACUUCACUCAGACGAGCCAGGGCUGUGAAGGCCUGUUUGACCUUUCUAGUAGGUCAUCCAUUAAUAUUAACAAAUAUGAUCAGUCUGAAGAAAGCUUUACAGCAUUCAGGCCUGUGAGGAAAACUACAGAACCAUCAAUUUUGUCUCUACCACAGGAAGACAGAGGAAACUCACCUAAAAGUAAUGAUGUUACCAGCAAAAGUGAAAACAUACAACAUACAACUGAUGGUAAUGAACCACCUCUGUCUAAUUCUGAUGACGAGGCAGGGAUAGUACCACUUAAUCUUUCCAAGAAGCCUGAUGUAAGCAUUAUUCAGGAACAUUUGCAUGAACAUUUGUGCAAAACUACUCUCCAAAUGGAAAAUCAGAGCCUUAUGGAACUGCAGGAAAUGCCUCUGAAUCUCUCAGUAAAGGACAACUGUAAUGCAAAACUAUCCCUCCAGAGCUCAUCAUACACUGAAAAGAGUGAACCUCUAAAAACUGAAAAAGAAAGUUUGGAAGCAGAAUUAGGAGACCCUAAGAAUCACAUGGACAGGAAUUCCUUUGACAACCUUCUUACUGUGACACAGAGAAAUGAAUCUCAAGAACUCAGGACAAUUGACAAUUGUGACGAGCAGAAACAAACAGCAGCUGUUGCUCUUUGUCAGUUAGCUGCCUAUAGCCCUAAUAAAGUCCAAAUAGAGAUUGCAGAGAAAAACAAUCAGGACAGCAAUUCUCCAUAUACAGACUCAGCUCCUAAACCUUCAGAUACUCAGGUCAAUAACUGUAGCCAAAAAACAAAAGGACAAAAAAGGACCAAUCAAAAAGAAGUAACAAAACUUCAGCAAGGAACAAAAAGAUCACGAACAAAUGACUGUAGCAGAGUAUUUACUCUAAGAAAGCGAACCAGAGUAUCAUAAUAUUUCACUUUCCAAUGCACUACCAACCAUAUGAAAGAAUAGAUGU
Messenger RNA from Varanus komodoensis (Komodo dragon), 6885 nucleotides. RefSeq names its product zinc finger protein 750 (gene ZNF750). Gene Ontology annotation, molecular function: RNA polymerase II cis-regulatory region sequence-specific DNA binding; promoter-specific chromatin binding; DNA-binding transcription activator activity, RNA polymerase II-specific. The transcript is spliced from 6 exons. Bases 4722 to 6839 code for a protein of 705 amino acids. Gene Ontology annotation, cellular component: nucleus. NCBI's taxonomy places the organism in Eukaryota, Metazoa, Chordata, Lepidosauria, Squamata, Varanidae. The record is from RefSeq and is a predicted model, not a curated record. Gene Ontology annotation, biological process: epidermis development; positive regulation of transcription by RNA polymerase II.